Molecule: messenger RNA, 1776 nt
Organism: Cuscuta campestris
Lineage: Eukaryota; Viridiplantae; Streptophyta; Magnoliopsida; Solanales; Convolvulaceae
Source: the annotation of a GenBank genome assembly
CAUUGGGAUGCGACUUGCGAGAUUGAACCAAUGCCUAUACAAGCAGUGGCAGUUUCCUUUUGGUUUAACAAAAUACACCUGCUUCCGAGUGUUGGGCGGUUAAGAAGACUCAUGUGCGUCGUCUGCAUGGGCGGAGAUGCGGAUGUUACGAUGGAUGUGCGGGAAGACAAGGUUGGAUAGGAUUUCGAAUGAGGUUAUCCGACGUCAAGUAGGUAUGGCACCGGUGGAAGACAAGUUGCGGGAAGCGAGGUUGAGGUGGCUUGGCCAUGUGAGACGGCGGGAUGCUGACGCCCCUGUACGGAGAUGCGAGAGGAUUACAGUUAUCGGGGGAAGUAGGGGAAGGGGUAGACCUAAGAAGAAUUGGGAGGAGGUGAUAAGACAGGAUUUAGGACUUCUCGACNCUGCUAUGUUAUAUGGGGCAGAGUGUUGGGCGGUUAAGAAGACUCAUGUGCGUCGUCUGCAUGCGGCGGAGAUGCGGAUGUUACGAUGGAUGUGCGGGAAGACAAGGUUGGAUAGGAUUUCGAAUGAGGUUAUCCGACGUCAAGUAGGUAUGGCACCGGUGGAAGACAAGUUGCGGGAAGCGAGGUUGAGGUGGCUUGGCCAUGUGAGACGGCGGGAUGCUGACGCCCCUGUACGGAGAUGCGAGAGGAUUACAGUUAUCGGGGGAAGUAGGGGAAGGGGUAGACCUAAGAAGAAUUGGGAGGAGGUGGAGCCGGGGGUCUCUUGGAAACAGCCUCCCUACUUCCGAGUAAGGGCAAGUACUAUCCUCAGAACUUCAGAAGGUCAUUCAAGAAAGCUAUCAACUGGACCUAAACUCGGUACACCUCAUUCAAGCUAUCAAGCAAUCCCAGCAGAGGUGGAUUCCCCACAGCGUUCUAAUUCGGGUUGGCUCAAGCCCGAGGCUUUGGGCCGGCUCAAGGCCGAUUUCAACUCGUGCGGAUACCCGAAUGCAUUUGGGCACAGGGUUUGGGCUGUCCGUCAGUUCCAAACGAAACAUAAAUUGAAAAAUACAGCAGAACAUUCAGAAACACUAGCCUGGGGCAGGUCUGCGAGACUGAUCAAGCACAGAGAUGCUGACGUGGCAUUGCUUGAAAAGAUAGCGAAAUUGAUCCCGCCGUCUCUAGUAGUGGCACCGAAUGGAGUCGGAUGGCCGGCCAAAAGCUCGUAAGGGCGACGAAAUUCGUACGGCAAUGGUUUCUCCACCACCACGGCAGUUUCCGACUCAUCUCCGCCACCAAUGACCGAGACCAAUAAAGGGUUCGCCUUGCUUCUAAGUUCGGAAAAGUAACAGUGCAAAUUCCUGAAAGUAAAUCCAAUUUUUUCGAUGUUGGGGCAUCUGGAUGGGAGUUUCGGGGUGUUGGCUGAGAAUGAAGGGCAGCGGAGCAACUCCAUUUUGGAACUGGGGAUGGAAAAGGUCUGCGGACCACUACUGUAGACAUCUGCAGGAGAAGUGGUGGACCGAAGAUAUGCGGUCUGCAAGAAGAAGACUGUUUGUUUUUUUAAUGUCUGUAGACUGCUAUAUAAAUUAAUGGUGCUAGUGUACGGUGGUGGUGUAUGGACGAUUGUGGUGGUGGUGGAGGGUGGUGGUGGAGGGUAGUGGUGGACGUUGACGGCGGCGGUGGUGGACGGUGGUGGCGGUGGCGGUGGAUGGUGGCGGUGGUGGUGGACGACGAUGGUGAUGGACGGUGACGGUGAUGGUGGACGGUGGUAGUGGUGGACGGUGGCGGUGGACAGUUGUGGUGGUGAAGAGAAGUAGAAAAAAGGAGAAGAUGUUAG